Messenger RNA from Prunus mume (Japanese apricot), 1076 nucleotides. It is a transcript of the gene SSN2, whose product is annotated as zinc finger SWIM domain protein. Lineage: Eukaryota; Viridiplantae; Streptophyta; Magnoliopsida; Rosales; Rosaceae. Gene Ontology annotation, cellular component: Shu complex. Gene Ontology annotation, biological process: double-strand break repair via homologous recombination. The record is from RefSeq and is a predicted model, not a curated record. Gene Ontology annotation, molecular function: zinc ion binding.
AAAGGUUCAUUCCCGUGAGAAAGAUGCUUCAUCUCUGCAGAAGCUAUUGUCAAACAGCUUGGGAACCCAAUCAGAUUCUAGAAUUGGAGCCCUGUUUAUUGAAUUUCCCCAAGCUCUAUCAUCAAACCCAUCUUUUAUAGGGCGUGGCAAAGUGAGAAUAUGAGUGCAAGUAGCUUGGUUGCAGAGGCAGUUUGGAAGGCCAUUGAAUCAACUGGUUCAGUGACCGAUGAUCAGCUCUCCAUCUUGCAUUUCUUGUUCGGUAAGAACUUGGAGAGGGCAACAAGGAUAGUGGAUCAAAGAGGUGUCAAGAGGGUUUUGGGUGAGCCCAGUGGACGUUCCAUCUUUCAGGUCGUAGGAGAAUCCCGGAGGAAGGAGGAGUACUUCUGUUUUGCUGAGCACUAUUGUGCUUGUUAUUCAUUCUUCUAUGACAUUGUAAACAGAGGAGAGCAGCUUUGUUGUAAGCAUCAACUAGCUGCAAGGCUUGCUGCAUCAUUGGGAGCAUGCGUUGAAGUUAAGGUGUCUGAUGAACAGUUGGCUGUACUGCUUUCUAAACUCUGACAUACGUGGAUGGCCGAAAUUUAGACUUAGGAGUUGAAGAGUACCGCAAGAGCAGGUCACAUGAUCUGAAUUUUAACAUAAUCAGUGGAAGAAAUAUAGAGGUAGUGCCUCCAAUAUAGGUUAUGGAAAUGUUGAUGGCCUAGUUUCUAAACAUUGCAUGUAUUCUGUGCUUGGAACUGCUACCAGCAUGAUCUGAAAUCACCUCAUUCUUCUUCUUAUUGAAGCAUUUACUUUAUAAAACCACCUGUGCUAGAAAACAGUUGUCAUGUUUCAGAAAUGGCUCUUCCCUUUAAUUAUUUGUUUAUGUCAUAUCUCCAGGAACUGCUCAUGAGAUGCAGGUGGUGAUGAUAUUGUAGACAAGUUUGUAAUUCAGACCCUCCAUGUGGUUCUUUGGGGAAAUCAUAUAGGAUUUGCUAACCAGCUUUCACAUCACAUUUUCCAUUUUGUUGUAGAAAAAAUGGUUGAUUGUAUAUGUGAAUCAGUAAAAUCCCUAUUUGCUGCUUUUGUGAAUUGAUCUU